AUGGCGAGUCUGUUGCUCCGGCUGUUCAAUAGCGACUAUUUCUCGUCACAUUUGGCUUUGAGCUACCUACGCACCUAUGCAGACCAUGUUGGGAUCACGUACUACCUCAUUGCUAAACUCAGCACAGACUUUCCUCGUGAAGAGGUGGACUUUUACUGGCCUCAAUACUGUCAUUUGCUAGUAACCAAAGACACAGAGUCACGAGCUCUGGAAGGAUUCAUCUUGCGACGAUGUGAAGAAGACGUGCAUGUGGCUUUAUUGACACUCUGGUACAUGCAGGCCCAUUUGGCCGACUUGGCCUCCGACCCUACCUCGCCUAAUUUUCGCACAUGCCAACGUGUAUACAAUCGGUGCCAGCGGAUAUUGUUCGAGGAUCCAGAGGCAUCAGCACCGGUGCCUCGGCGCCGCUUAGCGAAUUUCCUGCCGUUCUUUGAGGCGAACCGGAACGUGUAUCCUGACAAUGCCAUGAGCGCCAUGGUCGGCUUGUCGUCGGCUUUGAUAUCUGUGGGAUGCCCUGUGGCAUCUGAUUACUGUGGUAGUCUGGCCUUGCAGCAAGGACGGCGUCCUCCUGGCGGCAUGACGUUGGAACGGGGCGAGAUUCAGCGUCUGCCUUCAGCGCCGCUCUCAGUACCGGCUAUCCAAGUCGACGUGGACCCUAUGGAUGGCCGCCCUGCAGCAGAUACACCUAAGGCUCCCACACAAGAUAACAAUACACCGCCUUCCGUUGCUAAGGAGCCUGGCCCCACGCAAGACACGAAGGAGGACCCUAUUCAGCAUGUGUUUGGCGAAGAAGAAUGGUCGCGAGCUCCCUCGAAGGGACAGAAGAGUACUACAUUCACGUCCGAGCCAAGUACUUCACAGCCGCCUUCGCGCGCCCCUACACCAGCGCCUACGCCCUUGGACACGACAAGUCGGGAGUAUGAACUGCGGCAGAAGUAUCUGUUUGCACACUAUGGUCGCUCGGAAAUGCAGUUCUUGCAAACAUUGCAAGACAUUCCCACACGCCUACAGCAAUUGCCAAAGCAGGCGCGUCUCUCUGCACUGCGUGCGGAGCUGACCGCUCUGAACCAAACGCUUCCUUCGGAAGUGUGUUUCCCUACUUGGUGUGCUGGCCUCGCAACGGAUGCUACGCAUCGCGGCCGUCAUCAUCGCGUGGUGCGCAUUAGUGCAUCGGAAGCUGUGGUCCUCAACUCGGCAGACCGUGUGCCCUAUUUGCUCCAUGUGGAAGUGCUGCGCAACGACUUGGACUUUGAUCCUAAUCGUAAGUACAACCGCGAGCUGCUGCAACGCAUUCUAGGAAAGCACGAGGGCUCUCUCAAGCCGCUUUUGAUCGCACAAGCGAAACGGGCGUCGAUUCCUUGCGAGGCAAAUACACCACGGAGUGCUACGCCAGAAUCGUUGCAUUCCGGUGAAGUGGACUUGACGGAGCAAAUGUAUGGCGCAGACUUGGCGGCCUUUGGGCGUGAGCAAAAAGCCGAUGAGAGUGACCAGGACAUACUCGUCGGGAAGAAUGAUACCCUUGAUAUGGCAGCAUGGGCGCAUGCGACGCCAACAGAACCACGCGCUGGUUUCUCGCUGGAAGAGUAUGCGCAGCGCAUGCGAACGGCCGCCGUGAUGCUGGCCCAGCUGAACAAGAGUGGCGCUAUGACUCGAAGUGCCACAGCAGACGCGCAAGACGCAGGCGCAGAAACGAUGGCAACGCAUAUUUCGUCCGCUGAUGCCAAAGUCAUUCGGCAGCGUAUCAUGGACGAAAUGGCAGCGCUAGAAGAGCAGCGCAUGGACCGUAUGAAGCGUGGCGGGCAGUACUUUGGCCGUCUCAAACGCAACCCGAUGGGCGCCGAAGAUGAGAGUGCGGUGCUCAAAGCGGUCAACAAGGACGACCCCUCCGCGGCGUACUUCCGUGAGUCGUGGACUGUGAAGAAAGAGCGUAUUCGUGCCUCGUCUCCGUACGGCAAUUUGCCGGCCUGGGACCUGUUUUCCGUCAUUGUCAAGACAGGGGCCGAUUUGCGGCAGGAGCAGUUUGCUGUGCAGCUUAUCAAGGAGUUUAAGCGCGUGUGGAACGACUGCCAAAGUCGUUGUUGGGUGCAUUAUUUCCGAAUUGUGGUCCUCAACGAGAAUGCAGGUCUGAUUGAGACCAUCAAAGAUGCGAUCUCUGUACAUUCCAUCAAGAAGGAAGCAUACGCUCGUCAGCUGGAUGGGCAGCCCAUUGCUACGUUUAGCUUGUAUGACCACUUCCUUCAGACGUAUGGCGAGCCUCAGUCGCCCAACUUCCGACGCGCCCAGCGCCACUUUAUUGAGUCUUUGGCUGGCUAUGCGAUUGUAUCGUACUUGCUACAGAUCAAAGACCGGCACAACGGGAAUAUCUUGGUGGACACAGACGGCCAUCUUGUCCAUAUUGACUUCGGUUUCAUGCUGGGUCUCUCCCCAGGCGGCGUCGGCUUCGAAGCGGCGCCAUUCAAGUUCCCACGUGACUACAUUGAGAUCCUAGGUGGGAUGGACAGCGAAGGCUACGAAGAAUUCCGCCAGACCAUGCGCCAGGGUUUCCGUGACGUACGGAGGCAUGCUGAGCGGUUUAUCCUCCUGGUCGAAUUGAUGGAACGAGGUAUGUACAAGGACACUUACAUGUUAGACUCGUACCUGCCAUGCUUUACCACAGGCGACAGUGCUGCCGCUGCGUUGCGGGAUCGCUUCCAGCUGGGCCUUACGCCUGCGCAGUGCGAUGAGUUCGUGGACAAGUUGAUUUUGAGCUCGGCAGGCAGUGCCUUUACGCGACUCUAUGAUCAGUACCAGAACUUUACACAGAACAUUUUGUAA
Malassezia pachydermatis is the source of this 2814-nucleotide messenger RNA. Its product is annotated as kinase-like protein. The record is from RefSeq and is a predicted model, not a curated record. Gene Ontology annotation, cellular component: cytoplasm; membrane. Gene Ontology annotation, molecular function: 1-phosphatidylinositol 4-kinase activity. Gene Ontology annotation, biological process: phosphatidylinositol-mediated signaling; phosphatidylinositol phosphate biosynthetic process. NCBI's taxonomy places the organism in Eukaryota, Fungi, Basidiomycota, Malasseziomycetes, Malasseziales, Malasseziaceae. Bases 1 to 2814 code for a protein of 937 amino acids. The transcript is spliced from 3 exons.